AUGGAGAAGACUGGCUCAUUGGAGAAUCUGGAUGGAAUAGGCAACAACAAUCCUGUGGAGAACGAGUUCCUGCAAGUUGUUUCUCAAGAGCUCCAGACAUUGCAGUCAGUGAUAGAGGAGGCAAACCAGCGGAUCGUUAAACUUCAGUCGGAGAUUGCAACGACAGGUUCCAAGGCGUCCGGAACCUGUGGGCGCAGCUAUGGCUUGACGAAGAGGCUGCCGCAGCACGUCAAUCCUGAUGUCCCGCCAGAAGAUGUCCAAUCCAGAGGCGGUCGCCAAGCAUCGAAUGAGGUGCAGGCAGUCCAGACACCAAGUCUAAGCAACACCAGCCCGGCAAAGUCAAUGGCCCGAGCAUCAGAGGACCCUGAUUGGGCCGACAAGGAAGAUGUCCAGGCACAGUUUGUACGCAUCGACACCUCCAAGAAUGGCUUUCUAUCGGCACAGGAGUUGACAGCUAUAGCUAUCACACACGGUCAGCAGGUCACCGUGAGGAGUGUUGUGAAUGCAGUGAAGUACAUCAACGACGGAGUGCCUUCUGUUCCCAGCGACGAAGGUGUUUUUGAGUCCAGCGACGCAGAAUGCGAUCAAAAUGGAUUCAUUCGACUCCGCUCCGACAAUGCUCUCAUCAAUGAGGCACCUACCGACAUAGCGGCCACCCUUCUAGCACUGCAAAAGUCGUUGGAGGAUGAGUCGGACAACCACGUUUUUGAAACCAGCAAGGCAAAGUUUAAUCAACGCCAGCGAAGUGCACUCAUUAAGGAGGCUAUGGAUGUGGGCAUCGUUUUUGUCAUUGCAGUGAAUGCGGCCGUGAUUGGCAUUGCAAUUGAGCUGCUGCUCAACAUGCUCGCAGGGGAUGAACGACAGGGUCAAAGUCAGUUGAACUUGCUAAAGGUUCUGCGGCUUGCUAGACUCUUUCGCCUGGUCAGAAUCAUGCGAUUCAAGAUGUUCAAGGAGCUGAAGCUUAUGGCCAUGGGACUUUUGUCCGGAAUACGCGCGUUGGCGUGGGCCAUUGUGCUGCUCAUGGUCGUGAUCUACAUGAUUAGCAUCGUUACAAAGUCCUUCUUCGGGGACUACCACGAAGAGUUUAGUACGGUUGGUGCUGGAAUGUUCACACUCUUCCGGUGCUUCACCGAAGCUUGCGAGACUUACGAGGGCGAUCCCAUCCCCGAAAAGCUUUACCUAAGGGGCGGCUUCUACUUUCAAGUAGGCUAUAUCCUGGUCACGAUGCUGGUCACAGUAGGUCUAUUCAAUCUUAUCUUGGCGGUGUUCAUUGACAACGUGACAAAAUCGCAGAACCAGCGGAAGCAGAAAGAGCUUGGCGAUUCGGCAAUUGAGACGGAAGUAAAGUUGAAGAUGUUACUAGCCAGGUUCAUCAAUGAACCCACAUCGUCGAAAGCUUCAUCACACAUGAUGGGGCGUUUUUCCGAAGACGUCACGAACAAACUCUCCAACUUGACAGAUGUCGCGAAAAAGCGGCACCAGCUCGAGCAACGGGUUUGUGCAGACGAAGCGUUGCUUGAAUGCAACAUCAACAUCACGCGUGGAAUUUUCCAAGCGUGGCUCCGGGAUUCUGAGUUUGUCAAAAUUCUGGAUGAGGCAGAUGCUUCUUGUCAAGAAAUGUUGGCAGGCGAAUUGUCUCCACAUGAGCUUCUCACAGGCCUGUUGAGUCUCCGAGGUGAAGUGACCAAAGGUGACGUUAUCUACAUUCUGUUGCGUGUUCGUGAUAUGACCCACCGUAUGGAGCAAUUGCAGCAAGAUGUACGCAGCCUCACCAGUGGGCCUCUUGGGGCAGAGAGCAGGCUUGGCUGA
Cladocopium goreaui is the source of this 1809-nucleotide messenger RNA. The record is from the annotation of a GenBank genome assembly. NCBI's taxonomy places the organism in Eukaryota, Dinophyceae, Suessiales, Symbiodiniaceae.